AUGCCGGACGUGAAAGGGAAAGGCAAGGGCAAGGGCAAAAGCGUGCGCAUCGGGGGGACGCAGUUUGCAUACGACCCGGACCAAGAUCCAGAGGAAAAGCGCCAGGUGCGGCGGAAUUACCGCGCGCUAAACCAGGACUACGAAGGGGGAAUCAACCCGAAGGAUGUUACGACAGAGCAACUUAUGUCGAAAGUACAGCAGGCCGACACCCUUUUCGAGAAAGGUAAAGCACCGCAAGAAGCGACGCUAGACUCGAUGUUGCUCGUGCGGAUGUCGAACAUGGGCGCACACAAGGCGCGCGCCAUGAAGUCGUCCGCGGGCGCGUUUGACGUCGACGACUUCGUAGCCAAACUCGUCUCCUUCAUGGGCGGCAAGCGGCAGCUGCUGAGGGCUGCAGAUGGCGAGGAUGACGCCGAGAUUGAGACAGACGACGUGCCGCUCGAGUGGGAGAAGAUAGGCCGGCGCGCGCUCGCGAAGAGCCGACGGGUGCCGGUCAUCGACUUCAUGUUGGGGCCCCUGAGCCUCGAGCAGAAGAAGCGCGCGCACACGCAGCGGAUCAAGCUUGAGAAGAACAAAGCCGACGAGCGCAAGCCUCAGGAGAUCCGCGAAGAGGAUAUCCAGAGGUCCGACAACGAGACCAGCAAGAACGUGGCCCAGCUCGAAAACCUUCUAAAUGAGAUAGGCGACCCCGUCAACCUAUUCCGGUUCUUCAUCAACCCGAACGACUUCGGCCAGUCCGUCGAAAACCUGUUCCACCUCUCCUUCCUCAUCCGUGAUGGCAAGUGCGCGCUCGAGACAGACGAAAGCACGGGAGAACCGAUGAUAUUCGCGUGCGAGCCGCCGACAGCCGAUGACUACAAUGACGGCCUGAAGAAGAACCAGAUCGUGUUCGAGUUCGACAUGCCGACGUGGGAGCGGGCCAUUGAGGCGUUCAACAUCCAACAACCUAUCAUCCCACAUCGCAUGGUAUCCGAAACGACUUUCGGGAAUACAGGCUGGCACGGUUGA
Molecule: messenger RNA, 1008 nt
Organism: Punctularia strigosozonata HHB-11173 SS5
Lineage: Eukaryota; Fungi; Basidiomycota; Agaricomycetes; Corticiales; Punctulariaceae
Exons: 7
Coding region: 1-1008 (335 amino acids)
Biological process (GO): DNA repair
Cellular component (GO): Smc5-Smc6 complex; nucleus
Source: RefSeq, a predicted model, not a curated record